AAUGAACACUUUCUGAUAUUGGUAAUUGUAUUACACAAUAGCAAGCCAGAUUACAUCUUAUCUUUGAUCACAUCGUUCUUUGGACUCGCACUAAUCAUUGUCCUCCUAAAAGCACAUCUACAGAGCUUUCAUGGGCUCUUUGAAAAUGCUCCCUUGGCAUCUAGCACCCUUUACACUUUCUCUUGCCAGUUGCAGAUUGAGAAAAGAUUUCGCUGUUUCUGCUGGCAUUCGUCAUCAUGCAGUCAAGCAUGCAUGCAGUUUGAAAACAUUCAAGAAUAGAACGUAUCUGCAUGUGCUGGACUUGUGAUUCAAGAGGCAGUUCCAUGGAGCUACCGUAGUACUCUGCCAUGUAUAAGGUCACAGUAAGAGCUAUGGACAGCUCAAAGGUUGACAUCCAAAACAGUAAACUUCCUGUCGUAAGAAGCGGCCUGCGUGGAGAAAACAUGCUGGCCUUCUGUAAGUCGAUCACCCUGGACCUCAAAACACCCAGCUAUUCUUGACUGUGUCAUGUUAUCAACUGAAGAUCCACAUAGCAUGCACGUCUGAAGAGUCAUCACGUUAUCCCGGGAGGGGAUCCGGAGUCACGUUCAACAUUGAGAAAUUGCGGCGGACAAUUCAGGAUCAUGAUCAGGAGAAUCAUGGUCAUUAGGAUCAAAUGCUGAAUGAUGGUGCACAAAUGAAUCCUGCAUUAAAUUUACUCCGGAUACAAUCAGCAUCGUCCCAAGAUAACCGCCGACACAUGAACCCUGCUACUUGUUGACAAACUUGUGGGGAUGGUCCUUUUGUGCACAAAGCUUGGAGACAUCGAGAUUCAGUUCAUAAACUUGUUGACCUUUCGAACCCUGUGCCGUUCCACCCGAUAUCAUAUCUGGCUGUCUUUGUGAACCGUAGACAUGCUGGAUCUCGGAGGCUAUGCUAAAAAGUUCGUAAAAAGCCCACAGUAAUAGUAUACAACAAGCCAAAAGGGCACCCGUUAGGAACGCCAGCAACGUGAACUCGCCAGAGUUCUCAGUGAUAUAACGAGACAUGCUUGCAGUUUUGCUUCGGAAGUGACCACUUUUGAGAUGAGUGAUCUCAAUAAGAUAAGUCGCUCCGUUCGCUAUAACAUUCAGCGCGCAAUUAAACAACUAACGUCAUAGAAAGGGGUCGCAGUAGAUCUUAUGGAACUCAUGGAACAAACAGCAUCAGCAGCUUUCCAUUGAAGCCUGAUACGGAUGCUACAGCAAAUGCCAGCUCGUUUGCAAGAUCAUCAGGAGUACUUAGCUGGGCUAUAUAGUAGGACCGGCAUAGGAGCUGUAGAAGAGUGAUACUGUAAGAUCUGUAAACCAGCUGGUGCCAAGUGAUUCGUAUUGUUUAGCUGCAAUUGCAACUAAAGCUUCAGAAUACUGCAGAAAAUCGUGCUGCAGCUGCAAACUCGGAUAAGUCUUCACCUCAGACGUGCACUUGUACAAUUGUCACCACCAAGCAGAACAAUCUUGAGCACACCGUUCCGACGAAAUGCGUGAAUCUCUGUCCCGCGAGUCUCCUCUGCUCAACACAAGAAGGUGACAUCGACAGCAACGAUGAGAAUACGAGAUGAACUCCUGUUGGAGGCAAGUCGGGUACAUAUACUAAACAGGCGGUGGCCUCCAGAGAUUGGGGUGGGGUCUGAAACCAGCGGCAAAGCAGUUCCAUAUGAUGAAGAAAGAGUUCUACUAGCGGUCCCUUGCCCGAGCAGAAAUCAUGCAUUUUCCAAUCGGCUCUGAGAUUGAAAAUGGCCUUCAAGCAAUGUUUGACACUGUCGUGGUGCUGAUGUCACUGACAACGAUCAUGAUUGCUGUGUGGUACAUCCUUUGGGGUUGUCAAGACUUUUCCAAAAACCCCGAAUCUAUGUGCACAAAGAAGGGAAUGCCGACGAAACAAGCGACCUCCGCGAUGUCUAAGCCUCAUUCUGUGAUUGAUAUCGCAGCAGUUGAAGGUCAAAAGGGAGAUUGCGAGGCCAAGGGCCACGUUCCAUAUGUUUUCACCAGUAUCGAGGACUUCCUCAGAGUUGACCAUGACGGCAAGGAUUUCAAAAUUCAUGAAGGUGAUAAGCAAGUGCCGAUCCUCGUGGAUAUGGAUACAGAAGAGAAGAGAUGUCGCGAUCGUGAAAAGCGUGUACAUUUCGAGCAUUCAGCAAAAUGACAUAGAUAACAUGUACCUGGAGGAAAGUUCUGUCAAUGUUGAGUUCGAGGUCGUGUGAUUACAUUCAGGCGUAUCGUGACUUCAAGUUUAUCCGACCGAACGUAAGGUUUAGCAAGUAAGCUAAUGGGAAUCACGAUUUCUUCUACAUGUUAGGAAUCUGCGUGUCCAUGACCAUAUUUGCUGUAAACUCGACUUUGGACAAUGAUAGCGAUGCAAGCUUAGCUCAUGGCUCAUGAAACAGGAUAAAACUCUGAAUUUACUUGUAAGUAGUUUCUGGAUACCAGAGACUAGUUUAAUAAAUUAUUGCUGAGUUAAUACAACUCAGUAAUAGGCAUUUUGUUUCCAGGAUACGUUUGA
Messenger RNA from Marchantia polymorpha subsp. ruderalis, 2520 nucleotides. The record is from the annotation of a GenBank genome assembly. NCBI's taxonomy places the organism in Eukaryota, Viridiplantae, Streptophyta, Marchantiopsida, Marchantiales, Marchantiaceae.